Molecule: messenger RNA, 1308 nt
Organism: Arabidopsis arenosa
Lineage: Eukaryota; Viridiplantae; Streptophyta; Magnoliopsida; Brassicales; Brassicaceae
Source: the annotation of a GenBank genome assembly
GCCGUUUUCGGCACCGGCGUGAUUCUUGAGAAGAACUGAAGUAGAGAGAGAUCUGAAAUCCCAAUCUCCGAUUUUACUUGCGACAAUGCUUCAAAUUCGGCUUCGGAGAGAUUCGCCGACGGAGACUGGAAAUGGAGCGAGGCCUUCUCCGACGGAGACAGUUACUGUAGCCUGUCCUGACCAUCUCGUCCUCGCUGAUCUUCCUGUCGCGAAAGGGAUCGGUUCCGUGACUCCCACCACCGUAAUCAAGCCAGUUGGUCGUCGUUCUCGCCGUCAACUAGGCGAGAGAGUUCAUUUCUGCGUCCGUUGUGAUUUUCCGAUUGCAAUCUAUGGUCGUCUGAUACCUUGUGAUCAUGCCUUUUGCCUUGAAUGUGCUCGUAGUGAUUCAAUCUGCUAUCUAUGUGAUGAACGGAUUCAGAAAAUUCAGACAAUCAAGAUGAUGGAAGGAAUCUUUAUCUGUGCAGCUCCUCAUUGUCUUAGGUCAUUCCUGAAGAAACUUGACUUUGAAGCCCAUGUCCAUGAGCUCCACGGAAGCCUAUUACAAGCCGAUGCAGAGAAAGAAGAUGGUAACCAGUCAGAUGUUCAGAGCACAAUGCAGCAAUCUUCAGCUUCAGAAUCCACGUUGCGAGGUCCUUUAAGAUCCCAGCAGCAACAAUCCCGUGAACAACCGUUACUAAACAGGUCGGCGUCAUUUGCAAAGUCACAAUCUGGAUUUGGUCAAGUCCAGAAUUACCCUCCAGAUAGCGAUAACUCUCGCCCUCCGGGAUUUGAAACCGCUAGUCCUAAACCAGGUAUCCGGUUCCCAGACUACCCGCAGCCUAUGAAUCUUAUGCAACCACCCAGCUUGCCCGUUACAAUGAAUCAAAACCCGGGGUUACCACAGCAGUUUGGUUUUCCUUCGUAUCCAAUAACAGAGAGUGGAUCAUCUCAACAAUUCUUUAACGGUGCUCAGUACGAGAUGACAAGAACAGAGAGUGGCGGAUCAGAACAAGGUUCAUUGCUCGGGUAUCCGCCGCCUUCACCAAUGAUGAAUCUGAAUUUCCAAGGAUCAUAUCCUCCUCCGUCGUGGAAUCCCGGAAUGGCACCACCUCAAACGACCCAGCAGGUUAACCGGGGUAGAGACGGUCAAAGUUUUGGAUGGCAACAAGAGAACCGUGAUGGCUUUGGGCAGGAGUCAGGGUAGAGACUAGUUUCAAUUGUUUGUGGCAAUGUUAAACUUGUCGUUUGAAAGUUUCAAGUAUUUUUGUUUCUAAAGACGCUGUCGUAUGUGGGUCUAACGUGUAAUUCGAUUAAAGCCAAUUUGAACAG